GAUCGAGAAGGAAGAUCCGUGAAGAUGAAAGAUCAAUCAACAAUGGCCGCAAAGGCUGAAAGUAGUGAUGAGAGUACUGGGGUGAAGCUACUUAGCGGUAUCAAUGACCAGUACGGAGGUGUCAUCGUCGAAACCAUCGAUCCUAUCGACCCUGCCUCCUUCCUUUCACUUCUUACCUCUUCAAUUGCGCAUUGGAAACUUGAGGGCAAGAAGGGUGUUUGGAUCAAAUUGCCCAUCCAGCAAGUCAAUCUUGUUGAACCUGCAGUGAUGAAUGGAUUCUGGUAUCACCACGCAGAGCCUACUUAUUUGAUGCUCGUAAAUUGGAUUCCUCCUUCUCCUCAUACUCUUCCUGCAAAUGCCUCCCACCGAGUCGGAAUUGGUGCAUUUGUUCUCAAUCAAGACCGUGAGGUGCUAGUAGUUCAAGAAAAGAGCGGAUACUUUCAGGGGACAGGCGUGUGGAAAUUCCCUACUGGAGUUGUCGAUGAGGGAGAAAAUAUCUAUGCAGCUGCUGUGAGAGAAGUAAAAGAAGAAACCGGGAUUGAUUCGGAGUUUGUGGAAGUCCUAGCAUUCAGUCAAAGCCACAAGUCAUUUUUUGAGAAAUCAGAUUUAUUUUUUGUAUGCUUGUUGCGAGCCCUUUCCUUUGACAUCCAGAAGCAAGAACAAGAGUUAGAAGCAGCCCAGUGGAUGCCAUUUGAAGAAUAUGUUGCUCAACCCUUUGUCCAGACCAAAGAGUUUCUAAAGUACAAUGCUGAUAUAUGCAGAGCAAAAAUGGAGGGGGAGUAUUCUGGACUUUCUCCCGUAACUAUGACUAGUUCUUCUGGAGAGAAAAGCUACUUGUACUUGAGUAGGCAGUAAAGUUGAAGUGUGAUUCUAGCCUCAGUUGAUAUUCUAUUCAAUCAAAGAUUUCAUGUUGUAAUGGAAGUAUGGAACCAUUGGAACGAGGUUGAUUCUAUCCCUUUAAUAUUCUAUCUAGUCAAUCCAGAAGGUUCAUGUUGUGAUG
This is a messenger RNA of Fragaria vesca subsp. vesca, 1000 nucleotides long. Its product is annotated as nudix hydrolase 2-like. The record is from RefSeq and is a predicted model, not a curated record. NCBI's taxonomy places the organism in Eukaryota, Viridiplantae, Streptophyta, Magnoliopsida, Rosales, Rosaceae. The transcript has 8 exons. Gene Ontology annotation, molecular function: NADH pyrophosphatase activity; NAD binding; ADP-ribose diphosphatase activity. Bases 25 to 855 code for a protein of 276 amino acids.